Trichoplusia ni (cabbage looper) is the source of this 1829-nucleotide messenger RNA. RefSeq names its product UDP-glucuronosyltransferase 2B18-like. Lineage: Eukaryota; Metazoa; Arthropoda; Insecta; Lepidoptera; Noctuidae. Gene Ontology annotation, molecular function: UDP-glycosyltransferase activity. The transcript is spliced from 4 exons. Bases 248 to 1810 code for a protein of 520 amino acids. The record is from RefSeq and is a predicted model, not a curated record.
CAAUCAAAUGCUGUACGUAAAAAUCCCAUUUUUCGUUUAUUAGUGUUUAAUAAGAUUUUAAUAAAAAUAGGAAAAUUACUAGUCAUGACAAAAGUCGAAAGUUGGCAUUUAUCUUUUAAUUUUGAUGACUCUGCCCUAACUUCCUUUUUUGACAAUGACAGUGAUACUAAAAUAAAAAUAGUAUAUAAGGGUAUUAGGACUGGAAACUACCAGUAAAAUUUGAAUCGUCAAGCAGUAAACGUGUAACAUGCGAUUCCUUGUGCAUUUAUUUAUAAGCUACAUUUUUUUUGUGAAUAUAAAUGAAGGAGCAAAGAUAUUAGUAGUGGUUCCAACCUCAUCUAUCAGCCAUCAAGUAGUGUUUCGACCUUUGACUCAAGAGCUCGCUAAGAGAGGACACGAUGUCACCGUCAUCACAACAGAUCCCGCCUUCCCGAAAGGAGGAGCUCCUGCUAACCUGACAGAAAUCGACCUUCACGAUUUAUCGUAUAAUAUGUUCAUACAAGAAACGAGUAAAAUGCCAAAAGGUAAUAAGGAUGAUUUGCUAGUUCAAAUGAAAACGUAUUUGAGAGUGUCUGCUUUAAUUUUUGGAGAACAGUUAAAAGAUGGAAAUGUGCAACUUCUAAUCAACGACAAAAAUGUGAAAUUUGAUUUAAUAAUUGUGGAAGCAUGUUUUAGACAAUCUCUCGCAUAUUCUCAUGUUUUCAAAGCUCCAGUCAUACAAAUGAGUUCUUUUGGAGGAGUGUUUGACAAUUUCGCAACAAUAGGAGCUCCAACACAUCCUAUUCUUUAUCCAGACAUUAUGCGGCAAAAACUGAAUCAUUUGACAAUGUGGGAGAAAAUAACGGAACUGUAUAAUCAUUACAUGUUGAAGUGGAUAUACCACAAUAAUGCGCAUCUAGAGAAUAAAAUAUUGCAAGAAAUUCUUGGACCGGACGUACCAACUGUGACAGAACUUUAUGACAAUGUACACAUGCUGUUCUUGAAUGUGUAUCCAGUGUUUGAAGGUGUUCGACCAGUUCCUCCUACUGUUGUUUACACAGGGGGCCUGCACCAAAACCCGGAGAAAGAAUUGCCCAAGGAUCUUAAAUCAUAUUUGGAUUCAUCGAAAAACGGUGUGAUUUAUAUAAGUUUUGGUACCAAUGUGGACCCAACUAUGCUACCCGCUGAUAGAAUUAAAGUCCUAGUGAAAGCAUUCUCUCAGUUGCCUUACGAUGUGUUAUGGAAGUGGAACGGAGACGAGCUGCCUGGACGUACUGAGAACAUCAGAAUCUCAAAGUGGUUGCCGCAGUCGGAUUUACUGAGGCAUCCAAAAAUUAAGGUAUUUGUGACACAAGGAGGUCUACAAUCAACUGACGAAGCGAUAACUGCUGGCGUUCCAUUGAUUGGAGUCCCAAUGCUGGGUGAUCAAUGGUUUAACGUUGAAAAAUACGUCUAUCAUAAAAUCGGUGUUCGAUUGGACUUGGAAGACAUUACUAUAGAAACUUUCAAAAAUACAUUGCUCAAAGUUAUUGGAGAUGACAGCUUUCGACGGAAUAUAAUCAAAUUGCGCAGUCUGAUGCGUGACGAGGUGCAGACUCCACUGGAGCGCGCCGUGUGGUGGACGGAGUACGUGCUGCGGCACGGCGGCGCGAAGCACCUGCGCUCGCCCGCCGCCAACAUCUCGUGGGCGGAGUACCUGGAACUGGAACUGGUGCUCACAUUACUGGCAGGAUUAUUAGUCAUUUUAUUUAGUACAAGUUUAAUAGUUUAUAAAACGUACCAGCUUUUCUUAAAGCAACGCUUAACUCCCGUAAAAGUAAAAAGUACGUAGCUAAUAUAAAUUAUUCCAU